Messenger RNA from Notothenia coriiceps (black rockcod), 558 nucleotides. Its product is annotated as neuronal acetylcholine receptor subunit beta-2-like. Gene Ontology annotation, biological process: monoatomic ion transmembrane transport. Gene Ontology annotation, cellular component: postsynaptic membrane. The coding region runs from base 202 to 558 and encodes 118 amino acids. The transcript is spliced from 4 exons. Gene Ontology annotation, molecular function: transmembrane signaling receptor activity; acetylcholine-gated monoatomic cation-selective channel activity. The record is from RefSeq and is a predicted model, not a curated record. NCBI's taxonomy places the organism in Eukaryota, Metazoa, Chordata, Actinopteri, Perciformes, Nototheniidae.
UGCUCUCAUGCCUCCGAGACCCAGCCACCCGCCGUCAUUAGCGGACGCCUUUGCAAUGAAACCGCUAUAAUCCAGCCUGCCUUUUCUACUUUGUCUCACCCUUGACUCAAUUCACAACGGGGGAAGAAAAAGAAGAGAAACACGAGACGCACUCUUCAAUCUGUAAGUUUUCGCGUGUGUCGCACUGGAGGGGAGGAAACGAUGGCAGCCCCGGUGAAAGCAGCUUUGGCUCUUCUGGUUCUCACCGUGGCAACUGCCUUGUGUGCGGAGGUGGAGGAGCGUCUAGUGAGUCACCUGUUGUCAGCAGAUCGCUACAACAAGCUGAUCCGACCAGCUGUCAACAACAGCCAGCAGGUCACCAUCUACAUCCAGGUGUCUCUGGCCCAGCUGAUCAAUGUGAACGAGAGGGAGCAGAUCAUGACCACCAACUGUUGGCUCAGUCAGGUGUGGAAUGACUACAGAUUAAUGUGGGACCCUGAAGAGUACCAGGGAAUCAAGAAAAUCCGACUCCCGUCACAACACAUCUGGCUGCCAGACAUCGUCCUCUACAACAAGUAA